Messenger RNA from Symbiodinium natans, 789 nucleotides. NCBI's taxonomy places the organism in Eukaryota, Dinophyceae, Suessiales, Symbiodiniaceae. The record is from the annotation of a GenBank genome assembly.
AUGGCCUUCUGCGAGGUCUCUCAGGAUCAGUCUGCCGGAACUCCGGCCGCAGCGGGUGACUUCGGGUUCAAGGUCUUGACGUCCAGCGACCCCGCUGAGAAGACGAAAAAAUUGUCAGCGGAGUUGGCCAACGGAAGGCUUGCGAUGAUGGCCAUCAUCGGCAUGUUCUUUCAGGACACGAUCACGGGCAAGUUCCCAGGUUUUCUGUCGCCAUCAGCAGGAUUGAAGUUUGCCGAUGUCCCCAAUGGCCUUGCAGCCAUUUCCAAGGUUCCUGCCGCAGGGUGGGGACAGAUUCUGGCGUACAUGGCCUUCUGCGAGGUCUCUCAGGAUCAGUCUGCCGGAACUCCGGCCGCAGCCGGUGACUUCGGGUUCAAAGUCUUGACGUCCAGCGACCCCGCUGAGAAGACGAAAAAAUUGUCAGCGGAGUUGGCCAACGGAAGGCUUGCAAUGAUGGCCAUCAUCGGCAUGUUCUUUCAGGACACGAUCACGGGCAAGUUCCCAGGUUUUCUGUCGCCAUCAGCAGGAUUGAAGUUUGCCGAUGUCCCCAAUGGCCUUGCAGCCAUUUCCAAGGUUCCUGCCGCAGGGUGGGGACAGAUUCUGGCGUACAUGGCCUUCUGCGAGGUCUCUCAGGAUCAGUCUGCCGGAACUCCGGCCGCUGCCGGUGACUUCGGGUUCAAGGUCUUGACGUCCAGCGACCCCGCUGAGAAGACGAAAAAAUUGUCAGCGGAGUUGGCCAACGGAAGGCUUGCGAUGAUGGCCAUCAUCGGCAUGUUCUUUCAGGACACGUGA